Exophiala bonariae is the source of this 1020-nucleotide messenger RNA. RefSeq lists its product as uncharacterized. The transcript has 2 exons. The record is from RefSeq and is a predicted model, not a curated record. The coding region runs from base 1 to 1020 and encodes 339 amino acids. NCBI's taxonomy places the organism in Eukaryota, Fungi, Ascomycota, Eurotiomycetes, Chaetothyriales, Herpotrichiellaceae.
AUGUCCGUGGGUUUACAUCUCACGGCGUAUAAUGGCAGGGAUGAUGGGCUAUUCCGGGCAGCCAUUAUGGACAGCGGUGGUCCUCUUUUUUCUUCUGCACAAAGCCGAUCUCUACAGCCACAAUACAACAAUAUCACACAACAGACUGGAUGCGCUGCUUCUGCCGAUACCCUUCCGUGCCUACGCAGCCUUCCCUUUGAGCAGCUCAACUCUGUCAUCAAUACAACCGGCUUGUCAGGUGCAUUCGGUCCUCGGAUUGACAACGACUUGAUCUACACUCAUUCAUCUAUACAACUUUCUGAGAACAGAUUCGUUCAUGUCCCCAUAAUCAUCGGUACCAACUCAGAUGAAGGGACGUCGUUCUCGCCUCGGCAAAUCAACACAACCGACGAUUUCAAAGAUGCUCUGAUCGCAUCGCGUAUUCCACCAAAUUUCGCUGAGCAGCUUUUGCGAGUAUAUCCCGAUAAUUCAAGUUCCAAUGUCCUCCAGAACCUACCUCCCGAGUAUCGGCCUGGUCCUCCUUUUGGUGCGCACUACAGACAGGUAGCAACAUACUUUGGCGAUUCGACAUUCAUCGCCGGUCGGCGACUGACGACUGAGACAUGGGCUACUGCUGGGUUACCAGCGUACUCAUAUCGGUUCAACGCCAUUCCUGCUGGAUAUACCCAAGAACAAGGUGCAACACAUUUCGUCGAAGUGGCAUUCGCUAUGCUAAGUCUUGACGGGAUUGGUUAUGCCCCUGUCCGGCUACCUCCAUUCCAGGGCAAGCCCAAAAGUUACAGAGAUCUUGCGAGGUUGAUGUGUGGUGACUUCGUGAGCUUCACAGCGACAAGAGAUCCAAAUUCGUGGAGAUCUGAGACCGCAAUUUAUGGUACCCCGGUUUGGCCGCCGUACGAUUUGGGUAAUCCGGUCAAUUUCGUGUAUGACGCCAAUGUAACAAGCUGCGUGGAAGCCGACACAUGGCGGGCCGAGGGUAUUUCUCUGAUCAAUGCCCACAAUUUAGAUGUAUAUGAUCGAUGA